This is a messenger RNA of Mitosporidium daphniae, 234 nucleotides long. RefSeq lists its product as uncharacterized. The transcript has 2 exons. Lineage: Eukaryota; Fungi; Microsporidia. The record is from RefSeq and is a predicted model, not a curated record. Bases 1 to 234 code for a protein of 77 amino acids.
AUGCAGUCAGAGGCAGGAAAUGAAAAUUAUACCGAUAUCUUGAAUUUAAUAAAAACCUUUGAUAUCAAUUUGGCUACAAUCAUUAACAAGGCUCUUCAUUCAUCUCCUAAAAAAAGGCCCACUAUUCAGCUGGUGCUUAAAUGUUUCGAAAAUUUAUCAUGUUGCACUGAUGCUGAAUUUGAAAGUGCUGCAGCAAAAAUUCAAGAGCCUAAAAUGACUCCUUAUGCAAAAUAA